AGGACCCGUGCCUCCGAGUUGUGCAGCAAUGCUGUCACGUGACGCUGGGAAAAGGAAUGCCAACAUGGACCCGUGGCAAGGACGGGAUGUGAGUGUGCUACGACAAUAACACGACGCAGGAAAAAAGAAAAGAGGAAAAUAUAAGAACCUAUCGACGGAGCUGCUUUUCUCCACCGAGCCUCCUCCGAUCUAUACACGGUUUUUGUGAUCCCACUUCUGGAUAGUGUUUCCUCAACAUCCUCUCCUCUGCAUUUGGCCUGGAUCAAUGGUGUCUCUCGGCAGCAGAACGCUGAGUUUGGAGAAUGAGCUGUUCAGGGACAGCGGCAGCCUGUUCUCCCUCUGCCUGGGAGACGGAGCCCGCAGCGAGGGGGGCAGCUCAGCCUCCUGCGACAGCCCUGAUGCUGGGGAACUGGGGGCUAUGCACAGCUCCAGCCCUGGGGAGGAAGAAGAUGAUGAGGAGGAGGAGGAAGACGAAGAUGAAGACGAGAGGGCGAGUCUUUAUAUUUUUCCUGGAGCAGAGGAAGAGGAGGAACAUGCGAGUCAGGAGCCUAAGCUGCCAGAAUUCCCUUUCCAUCCCUCUUCCCCGUUCUCCCCAACCCUGGAGGAAAUAGAGGAGUUCUUGAGGGAAAAGAUGGAACUGGUCAAAGAAGGGCUUCUGGUCCCAAAAGAGGAGGCCUCCCCUCUACCAUGCAGUGGCUCUCCAUCUUCCACUGCGCCCCCAGAUGCUUCCCCAGAGACUUGCAGUAACAUAGGGACGAGUGCCUCUCAUUGCACUUCAAGCCCAAUGACCCCUCAGAACGAGCAUAACAGCUCCGGCCCAGAGGACUCGUCCCCUUCUGCCCAAGUUAAUCACUCACCUUCCACCAGAACCCCGCCGAUACUCCUGGGCGCUCCGCUGGUUCUCCAGCUCCAGCCCCUACCUCUGGCCCAGCCUCCGGCCCUAGCAGGCUCUCCGCCUGGGACUCAAAGUGGCAUUUGGCUCACUCAUCUGGUCAUGGGCCUCCAGGGUGCAAGAGGACAAAAUGUCACCCUAUUGGCUCCGCAGGUGCCCUCCACCCCCACCACCUUGUUAUCACUAAACAGUGGAGAUAAGUCAGCUGACCAGAAGUAUGUGAAGAUUGCCCCUCUGCCCAUUGCUAUGAGGACUCUAGAAAUCACGGGUGUGACUGGGAUUGGGGGCCAGGGCAAUGGUCUGUUGAAGGCCGUGUCCCCCCGGGUGACUAGAUUGCCGCCUACAGAGAGGGUCCAUAAGUGCUCCCACCCAGGCUGUGGGAAGAUGUACACCAAAAGCAGCCACCUGAAAGCUCACUUCCGCCGGCAUACGGGAGAGAAACCCUACACAUGUAGCUGGCCUGAGUGUGGCUGGAGGUUCUCCCGAUCUGAUGAACUGUCUCGUCACCGCCGCUCUCACUCUGGCAUCAAACCGUACGAGUGCUCACUGUGCGAGAAGAAGUUUGCCCGCAGCGACCACUUAUCCAAACACACAAAGGUCCACCGCAGCUCCAGGCCCAGCAGGAUUAUCAAAGCCACUGUGUGACACCCUUUAGCUGGCCUAAACCCUGCCCUGCACCCACUCAGCCUGGCUUUGACCAGGGGGGGUCCGGGUCUCCCUCAGGACUUUUGGUGCUUCACAAGCAGAACUUUCCGAAGAAUUGUGAGAGCUGGCCGCUGUUUCCCCCUCAUAUUUGCCUUCCUCUCUCUCCUCCCUGCUUUUUAUCUUUCACUGUUCCUUUUGAGCAGCUCACCUUAUACUGAGCAGCCACCUCAGGAAAAACUCAGCUGAAAUUGGAUUGCCUUCACACACAGAAUACAAAACACAUAACAGGAGACAGUCUUACAGAGGCCCCUCUUGCAACCACUGCUUGCACUAGCAAGCUACCUACCAGGUGCUGUUGGAAGUCGGGUGGUAACCAGCAAUAGUAGUGUCUGUAAUUCUAUAAUCCCCUUUCUGCUUUCGGGAUUGUCCUUUCUCAAAACCGAACUUCAGGGUCCACAUGGAUUAAGCUUCCCAACGUUUUUGUACGCUGCGACAACAAACAUUUACGUCACAUAUAUUUCAUGUGUCCUAAUUAUAUAGACAUGUAAAUGUGUCAGCCAUCAGUGUAGGGUGGAAUUCUGAUAAAAGCUGUAGAAUAUUCUCUAAAUUCUUUUUAGAUUUUCAAAGUUCCAGUUCAUGCUGAAUGAACGGUAUGACUCCUGAUAUUAGGAGACAUGGUUUUUGUGCGACUAAACUUGUUGCUUUGCUCACAAUUUCAGCCAACUGAGGAACAUUCUUCAUUGCAAUCGUCCAAUCAUAAUCCACCCUGUUUUGACCCGUAUGCCUUUUCUCAGCCCCAGUAUACCCUCAUCUCUAUUGAUGCCUUUGUCCAUAUCACAAAACCACCUCACUUGAUCCUACUGUUAUCAUAUGACUGCUCUUAUUUAACUGUGAUUCGGAACUGGGGGUUUGCCAAACCAGAAAACCCUGUUAUGGCCCUGAGAGAGAAUGAAGACGACACCCUCGGUGCUUGACAGUUUAUAAGCUCUUUGUUCUCUGAAAUACUUUUGCAAUCAUUGUGCAGCCGACUUAUGUGGCUUAGAAAAUGACUAUGUUAUAUUCUGGCUCAAUGGGGCAAAAGUAAUGUGAAACACUGCUCUUCCUAAUUUACAGUAGGAGUUACUGUAAUACAUUUCUCUGUUGGUUUUAGCAGCAAGAAAAGGUAAUAGUUUAAACAGCUGGAUAUGCAGCUAACAUCUACUAAAUCAUCUGUAUUAGCAUACUCAAUAUAAUGUGUACUGAGCAUAAAGGACAAAGAAAACAUGUACAGCUUGUAGCCUUUAUAUAGAUGUGAUUUUCAAUCAGUGCAUUAAGCUAUUCAGUUGUGUUUCUGGACAGGUGUUUGGUCUUUUAUGUGAGUUUGAUUGUAGCGUGAUCAAUCUGUGGAAUGUCAGACUGAUUAUGGUCUGGGAUUUGGAGUCUCACUCUACCCAUUUGCAAACCAUUAAGCAGAGUCUGCUGGUCUCAAGUGCACUUGUGUUAGUGGAAAGUGAGAAACAGUCAUUGUGCUCUUUUGGCAGUUCCAUUACAUGUAUUCAUUGAAGCCAUAAAAUGCCAAAACAAUUUUUUCUUUUGAGGAAGGUUAAACUGCACUGUGCAAUACAGUCACUCUUAUCAUUUGUUCUUUAAAAGUGUCGGUGCUUGUUAACCUACCAGUGCUUCACAUGGGAGACUGUAUAACUGAAAUCAAAACGCUUCACAUGACUGGAUCGUCUCUGUUGAAGCAGCAGGAACAAACCGUAGGCUCCUGGCAAUCUUAACUAAACUCAAGCAACAUUAGUGCUUUUGGAUACACUCAAAAGUAGAGCACUUCCUGCAUGUAGCAGUGCACAUUUACACAGCAAUCAUCCUCAUAUCUCUGUUGUUUUUCAUAACGGAUACAUUAGGUUUCACUCUUUUUAAAAACAAUCUUGCUUAGUAAUGUAGAAACCCAUUCAAAGCAGACAGACGGGCAGACGUGUUUAUCUGUCUGAACCAGUGCUGUCUUUGUGUCUGAGCCUCCCCAGGCUGCUUCUACUGACCUACAUCCAGACCUGUAUUCUCUAAUCAUCAUCCAAUUCUCUCUCUCUCUCGUUUCUCUCUCAGUCCUGCCUGUGUAUAUGGUUGAACAGAGGCUUUAUUUUUAUUAUUUUUUGAAUACCAGAUUUGCUAUUUUCCUAUUUGCAAAAAUAAAAAGCUAAAAUUUAAAAUGAUAAAUCCUUAGCUUCGUUGUCAUUUGCUAACUGAAAAUAACUGUCACUGCAGUUAAGAGGACAUAAUGGGAAUCACAGUAAUUGCAAGUAUGAGAAGAUAAAAACUGUUAUUUUUUGUUUUAGGGCGUGGCUUCCUUGUGAUUGACAAGUCUCGAGCACGGUGUUGUCCGGUCUGGGUAUUGUCCGUGUUUUCAUCUUGGAGCUUUAUCCCUUGUGUGUUCAGUUGUACUUAGCUCCACCCUCUCGUGUCACUUCUGGUUCCAAAAAAACCCACAAAACAACAAGACAAAGUGUGUGUAUAGCUGGUGAACAUACUGAGCAUUUAGCAGAAAAAAGACACAGAUAUUUUGGAGUUGGUGCAAUAAUGAGAGUGAAUAUUAACUCCUAUUCACCAACUGGCUUGGGGUAAGACUUUAUAUGAAUGCAAAUUUUGCUUCGUGUCUGUCUGUUAUAGUUUGCUGACAUUUUCCCAACUUGAUAACAGUGUAAAUGACGUGCUUUCAGCUUGUUCUGCUGUCCAAAAAAAUAUUAAUCCAGCUUUAAGUACAAUUCUUAGACAAUACCAUACUUAAGUAUUUACAUUUCUGUGACUUUAUGCUUUUACUUUAAUACGUUUAAUACGUUUCCGAAGCAACCUUUGUUCUUCUUAUUCCACUACCCUUAUUUG
This is a messenger RNA of Cottoperca gobio, 4396 nucleotides long. Its product is annotated as Krueppel-like factor 15. NCBI's taxonomy places the organism in Eukaryota, Metazoa, Chordata, Actinopteri, Perciformes, Bovichtidae. Gene Ontology annotation, biological process: regulation of transcription by RNA polymerase II. The record is from RefSeq and is a predicted model, not a curated record. Gene Ontology annotation, molecular function: RNA polymerase II cis-regulatory region sequence-specific DNA binding; DNA-binding transcription factor activity, RNA polymerase II-specific. The transcript is spliced from 3 exons. The coding region runs from base 266 to 1537 and encodes 423 amino acids.